AUGGCCAAAACCAAAUUGGUUAUUAUGAAGUUAACAACGACGUUAUUGCUGCUCGUAGCAGGCAGCUGCUGCCUCCUCCAGGGCUGCACUGCCGGUGUAAUUGGUAGUGCAGAGCAAGCGAUCGAUGCUCAACCACCAGAGCUGAUCGUGCCCAUCAGCGUUGGAGAUAAGGAGUAUGCUAAGCCAGAGCCAUUAAGUGAGAAUAAGCAAGAAAUUAUUGCGCCUAUUUUCGAGCGUGGCUUAUACGUUGAACCCAUCAAUGGCGGUGAAGAGGAUUACGUGAGGCCAGAACCCUACAAUGUGGGCCCUGAAGAAAUCUCCGAACAAGUACCUGAAGUGCCGCAAGCAAUUGAAGAACCACAAGUGAAUAAUGGUGAAGAGGACUACGUGAAGCCAGAACCCUACAACGAGGGCGGAGAGGAAGUCUACGCAAAUGCACCUGAAGUGCCGCAAGUUAUUGAAGGACGUGCAAGCGAAUGCAAAGUAACCAUACGCGGCGGCCUACCCAGCCCGCAGCCUGUUUACUUGAAGACAGACUCAGAGGAAUUCUAUCCCUAUGAUGCCACCGGUGUUAUGGUUGUUGAUACGGGCAAGACAUUGGAGAUGUGGUGCCCUGGCAAAUUUUCAUCAAUUUCCAAAACCCUCAUCACCGCCACCUGCGUCAGUGGCAGCAACUUCAAGGUCGAUGGCACCACUUACUCCUUCAAGGAACUGACUUGCAAUUCCUGGCCAGGUUUUGUAGCUGAAAAGUCCGGCGCCUCAUGUAAUGGUGGCGUUAUGGUGCGCGUAGGUUUCAAAAUCUCCUCCAGCCGUUUCGCCAAACAGUACGAAGUCUGCUUCGAUGAAGACGAAGAGGUGACACGUUAUGUGCAUCACGAUCUCAAUCCAGGCAGCAACUACUAUCAAACUGGCGUAGAUCGCAUCACUUUCCAAACCGCUGGCUUCUUCGAUGGCAAAAACGUUGACAAUUUAUACAAACAAACUACACAGGAGGCAACCAUUAACUCACAAUUGGGAGGUGAUGCUAGCCAAUAUUUUAACUCCAACAAGAAUAUUUAUCUAGCACGCGGUCAUAUGGCUGCCAAAGCUGACUUCGACUAUGCCAGCGAGCAGCGCGCGACUUUCUUAUUCAUCAACGNUUGA
Molecule: messenger RNA, 1143 nt
Organism: Rhagoletis zephyria (snowberry fruit fly)
Lineage: Eukaryota; Metazoa; Arthropoda; Insecta; Diptera; Tephritidae
Biological process (GO): apoptotic DNA fragmentation
Cellular component (GO): nucleus; mitochondrial inner membrane
Molecular function (GO): single-stranded DNA endonuclease activity; metal ion binding; RNA endonuclease activity
Source: RefSeq, a predicted model, not a curated record